UCAGUGACAAUUCGCAGGUUUUUCAGCCUUACGUGUUGAGAACCCGCAGGAACAGUACGACCGUUAUGAACCGUCACAGUAUGAAAAUGCAGGUGACUGAAGGUAGGCUGCCUGGGGACUGAUUUGCGAUUAAGCAGAGUGGAUGUUUGUUUUUUUCCAGUUGCUGUCGUCCUCUCCUAUUCGUAUUCCUAGCAGCCGACUUCAUCAAAUCAGAAGGGAGGAGGGAGUUGACUUAAUGAACAGAGAAACAGCACAUGAAAGGGAAGUGCAAACAGCAAUGCAGAUAAGCCAGUCAUGGGAGGAAAGCUUGAGCCUGAGUGACAAUGACUUUGACAAGUCUGAGAAAUCUUCCUCCCCAAAGAGAAUUGACUUCAUCCCAGUUUCCCCAGCACCUUCACCCACCAGGGGAAUAGGAAAGCAAUGUUUUUCACCAUCCUUACAAAUGUUUGUGAGUAGUAAUGGAUUGCCUCCAAGUCCUAUUCCCAGUCCAACAAGGCGAUUCUCAAACAGGAGGAGUCAGAGUCCAAUCAACUGCAUCAGACCCAGUGUUCUUGGUCCCAUUAAAAGGAAAGGCGAAAUGGAAACUGAAAGUCAGCCAAAGAGACUCUUCCAAGGAACUACCAACAUGCUUUCUCCUGAUGUGACGCAUCUGACUGAUCUCAGUUCAUGCCUAUCUUCUGAUAUUCUUGAUGGGAGUAGCAGCAGUGUUGGCUCUUCCUCUGAUUCACUAGCUAAAGGCAGCAUUACUACAGAAUCUCCAGUAACAUGCUCAAACUCAUGCUCAUCAUUCAUUCUGAUGGAUGAUCUCUCACCUAAGUGACUUAAUCAGUUCUGAGUCAGUGUUUGGCUGUGCUUUUUCCUUGCUGUACAUUUGUACAGAGAGAUGAACUCUGAUCCUUGAACCAUUGACAGGAGGAUUAAAAUACUACAUGGAAAACUAUUCUAACUGUAUUCCUUGGCAACUCUUCUCAGUUUUGAUUUAUCCAUUUAAUGGACAUGCAUAGACCAUUUUAAUGUCUGGUUUUGCUGAUUUUAUUUUACAAACAAGAUGUAUGUUCAGACUAUACUAACUUUGUUUGCUUCCAAAAAGCCUGCAUACGCUUCUAGAUUUCCAAAUAAGCACCUACAUCUGUGUGUUUAAUUUCCAGGAAAGUAACCGCCUGGUGUCACUUAUCACAGUCACUUUAGUUGGAGAAAUACUUGGUGGUUGCAAAAAUAUAUAUUUUUUUGGAAAUCCUCAUUUUUCAAGAGCAAUUUUUAGAAGUAAUUGAGAUUGAUUACUGUACAUUUUUAUUUCUCAAAAAUAAAUUACUUUUAUGUGGGAGGGAUGUAUAUCCUAUUUCCCCAACUAAGUCGGUGACAAAUUAUUCUCCCCACUUUUUCAGCCACUACCAGCCAUUUCUCCUGCAGAAAGAAGGAAAUGUUUGUGCUUUCUUCUACUGCUACUUGUCAUUUUUACAGCAGUUGAACACUAUGGUUCUAGAAGUUGCUUUCUUUGUAUUAAAAAAACAAACCAAAACCCAUCCUCUAGGGUGACGAGCACAUCUUUUCAGUAGAGGAAAUACCGACUCCCUGUGAAACAUGGUUAACACAGCUGCAUAGUUCUCUCCCCAGACCCUUCAUCCUACAGACUGUAUAAAAUAUGGUCAACAAUCAGACAUUUGGCCAAGGAGAAAUAAUUCCUGCCUUGAACUAAGACUUAUGGUGCAAGUAACCAAGUUACUUAAACUACUGUGUAGAAGAAUGUGUGUGGCGCCAUCAAUGUCUCCUGUGGCAUUGAGGCCAUAGGUAUUUUUGUGCCUUAGGGGACAUUGCUACAAAAUUAAGGAAUGUAAACUAGAGGGGUGGGCGGGCAAAGGAUUUUGUGUAUAGAUUGUGUAUGGAGUGCAUACCAGAUGUUGUCUUCAGUGCUGCUUUUCCUUAGUGCUCCUUUCCAAGGUGUGCAUUCCAGCGAGAGGUGCGGUCAGUGGUCCCAAUCACUCUGAAACAGUGGCAUGUUUGCUACCCUUGAAGCUGCUGCUCAGCUUUAUGCCUUUGUUGCCCGGCAGAGGGCAGACAACUGAGUUAAUGUUGAUUUCUGGGGGAAGGCCCUUGAGGUUGGAUUGGAUCCUGACUCUGCAUACUGUGUGUCUAAGGAGUUACGUGUGAGCUACAAGAGGUCUUGAUACAACACCUCGGUCAGCCGAGGUAAGACGAUAGACAUUUACUUUUUAAAGACUCAAGUGGGCUAAAAAUAAAUCCAUUUGUAAUCUACUGUGUUAUGCUAUUUAUUAUUUAUAACUAUGUAAAAAAAGUCUGUGGUGAUGACUUAUAGUAUUUUUUUAUGAUUGAAUGAGUUUUUUAUGUUCAGUAAUAAUUGCUGGCUGGUCUGUAUUUAAUAUGCAACAUUGUCUGCCAGAAUCAUAAGCUUCCAUUUUUGAAUGUGUGUAAGUCAAAUGCUUUGUGUUCUCCAAAAGUACAAUUUCUGAUAAUUUUUUUUUUUUUUAAAGAAAAUAGCACUGAAUUUAAAGUAAGAUUAUGUGCUUUAAAGAUGAGCACAAUCUCUGGCAAUACUGUCUGGCUAAGAAGCAGAGGGUGAGAACCAUACUUUGUUUGUUUGUUCUGAAGAUGGUGUUUAGUUUCCAGUAGCCUUGUCAUACAUAACAUUUUAUUUUUAGAAGUGUUUAUUUUAAAUUGUAACAAGUACCAUAAUGAGCCAGUAGUGGCACUAUUAUCUGUAUUACCAUUUUCACCUGUGGAGCAUUAGUUUUCCCCACCUCAAAUAAAUGUGCAUAUUGUAAAAUAUUGUCCAGUGGUGCCAUUUUUAAACAAGUUCUACAGUAUUCACUGUUAAUUUUAUUUGUAUAUGCACAGUGCUAUUUCUUGCAUUUUGGCUGUACCUUAGAUUGCUUUAACUUUUUUUUUUUUAAUUCACACUCGUACUUCAUCUCUGCCUUCAUUAUGUGUUAAAAGAAGGCUGCUUUUACAUUUGCAAAGUACUGAUAGUCUGUGAAAGUUCAACUUGUUAUCCUUGCCCCUCUUUGGUUUUGCCAUACUUUUAUUAGGACUGUGACUUAAAUUUACACAAGGGGCGACAGAACAAGUAACCUUUUGCAUGCUUUCUUACAAUGGAGAAGAACAACACUUGCUUAUUUUGGCUGACUUGCCUGUACAAUUUGAUGUAUUCAAGAUUUGUUUGUUAGUAGUGGGGAGUCUUAUAUAAAAUGCUGGCCUUUGUAAACAUUAGAAUGUAAACUUCAUAAAACAAACGCACAACCA
This is a messenger RNA of Gavialis gangeticus (Gharial), 3258 nucleotides long. Its product is annotated as protein FAM122A-like. Lineage: Eukaryota; Metazoa; Chordata; Crocodylia; Gavialidae. The transcript has 9 exons. The record is from RefSeq and is a predicted model, not a curated record. Gene Ontology annotation, molecular function: protein serine/threonine phosphatase inhibitor activity. Bases 143 to 820 code for a protein of 225 amino acids.